Molecule: messenger RNA, 1347 nt
Organism: Cannabis sativa
Lineage: Eukaryota; Viridiplantae; Streptophyta; Magnoliopsida; Rosales; Cannabaceae
Exons: 7
Coding region: 112-1104 (330 amino acids)
Source: RefSeq, a predicted model, not a curated record
AAUAGUAUAUGGUUAACUUCUCUUUAUUUUAUUUAGAUUAAGAAAAGGCUUAUGGAAGGAGUUACUUAAGUAACACUCUACACUCUUCAGUUCUUCAUAAAAGAAAAAAAAAUGAUCAGAAAGACGAAAAGCCUCCAAAUCCAAAUGGAUUGUCAACUCCAAACAAAGGAAAGAGUUUGUGAACUAUGUGGUGGUAAUGAUGGUAAUUUUAAACAUUUACUUGUAACUUGCUCUGUGUGCAACACAACUUGUGAACACAUUUAUUGCAUGAGAGGAGAAGUAAAGGAUGAGAUACCUGAAUAUUGGGUCUGUGAAUCAUGCCAAAGUGUUAGUUACUCGACUUUGAUCGAAACAGAGAAGAACGAUGAAGCUGUCACAAGAGCAUUGAGAAAUGGGAAAUUCUCAGUUUCACAGCUUCAUUCCAAUAAGCAAAAGACUGUAGAAACUGGUGGUAAAACUAAGGAUGUUCAAGAAGGAGAGCUGCCGAAAUUUCCACCGAGUUUUUCCUCGUAUAUUACAUUUUUUCCUGCUCCAAAUGCAACUUGGAAGGGAGACUUCAGCAUUCUAAAUUGGACACCAUGUGAAUUGCUUGGUAGGUUCCAGGCACAACUUCCAUGCAAAGUUCAUCAAAAAGUGUAUGAAAUUUCGAGAAAGAUGCCUGCCGUUCUUCAACUUAAGAUGCUUCCUCGGUGCCAUGUCUUCACUGAUCUCUUCCAGGAUGUUUGUCCAGAUCUUUUAGAUGUUGGCAUGUACUUUUUCCCAGCUGAUGAUAACAGUACAAGUUCAAGACAGGAAUAUGUGAAGCUGUUUGAAUACUUGGAAUUCCAUAAAUCUGUUAUGACAAGUUGUGUCAAUGGUGUUGAGCUACUAAUAUUCUCAUCAACACAGCUUAAUGACGAUUCGCAAAAUAUUUUGUCCUCAGAAUCAAAGCAGUUCUUUUGGGGUAUCUUCCGUAGUAGCACCAACAACGAUACGCCUCUUCCUUCAAAUGCACAAGAGAAGCUCCCCACAUCGGUUAAUUCUAUGACCGUCGAUGAGGACAUGGAAAUCGAAGUACCAUUGAUUCGUAAAAGGCGAAGAUCGGUAGAAUUCAGAAAAGACUAAACUGAAAAAGGUUUCAUAUCAGAUAUUGUAGCUGUUUUCUUAACCAUUUUUAUUUCCUCAUUCUUGUUUAGCUGAGAUGUACAUAUAUAGUAAGAAAAAGAAGCUCAAUGGCUAUGAUUUUUUUGACAGAAUUUGGAAUUGGAGUGGAAAUAUUUUGUCAUUUUUGUAUGAGAUGAUGGUGAAUGAGAUUUUGAUUAAUGUUACAAGAAAGCCAGAGUUGAAUUUGUCAUUUUGGGUGUUCAA